GGCUGGUGAAGGAAACGAGGGAACCUUGAUUGUGCGCGGAUCGAUUAUCUGCUGAAAUUCUAGUGAAAAUUCCCGGGAAUACUUCUAUCCCUCCGAAGCGGUCGUGCUCGCAACUGUUCAAUCAUCAGUGAGCGUGUGACCACCAGUGUCAGAAUGUUGAAACUCCGCGUUUUCUUCCGGCCCGUUUUCCUCAGUCGCGCUUACAGAACAUCCACGGAACGAUCCUUAAGGGAUGCCGAAGAUGGCGAUGACACCGCACCGCUUAGGCACCGCGAAGUGGUGAAGGAUGUGUACGAAGAGAGUGAGACUACGGCGUCUCGCAGCGCCGACGAAAUCGAGGAUUUCAGGAAGAAGCACAACGUAACUAUCAAAGGCGAUGCUCCGAAUCCUGUGCUGACGAUGGAUGAAAUCAAGCUCCCGGAAAAAAUGAGCAAACUUUUCGCGGGUCGGGGACUUCGUACACCGACCCCGAUCCAAAGUCUAUGUUGGCCGUUGGCGUUGAAGGGGAAGGACCUGAUAGGCGUUGCUCAAACUGGAUCCGGCAAAACCCUUGGCUACUUGGUCCCGUCUGCCUUGCACAUCGUUCGACAGCCGAACGUUGGACACCCGGGUCCCACCGCCCUGGUCCUCGCUCCGACUCGUGAACUCGUCCAACAGAUCGCCAGCGUGUCCGCGGAUUGGCUGCUCCCAUCGAUGCGAAUCCGGCACGUCCCAGUUUACGGGGGAGCAAGUCGUCUCGUGCAGAUGAACGACAUGAGACGGGGAUUCGAUAUCUGCGUUGCGACCCCGGGCCGCCUGCUGGACUUCAUCCAGGGCAGGGAAGUCUCGCUGUCCAACACCAGUUUCCUGGUCCUCGACGAAGCCGACAGAAUGCUGGAUAUGGGUUUCGAACCUCAGAUCCGUGAUAUCAUAGAGUCAAUGAGGCCCGAUCGGCAGACUUUGAUGUUCAGUGCCACGUGGCCGCAGGAUGUGCGCUCGCUCGCUAGGGAUUUCAUGUCAGCCGACGCAACUCGCAUCAACAUCGGCUCCACGGAAUUGUGCGCCAAUGACAACAUCACACAGGAAUUACAGUUCGUCUCGAAUGAAGACCAGAAAACGGACCUCCUUUUCAAUAUUCUCGAGCAAAACAGCCGCGACAAGAUCCUGAUUUUCGCGGCAACGCAACGGAGAGUCACGCAUCUAGCGAUGAAGAUUAUCAGGAAUGGAUUCAGAUGUGUUGAAUCUCACGGAGGCUUGAGCCUAGCCAAGCGAGAGCGUGCGCUACAACUUUUCAAAGGACACUGCAAUAUCAUGGUCGCAACCGACGUCGCAGCGAGAGGCCUCGACGUUCAGAACAUCAAGGUCGUCGUCAACUAUGAUUUCCCUCAGACCAUCGAGGACUAUGUUCACAGGAUCGGGCGCACAGGGCGGGUCGAAGCCAAGGGACGCGCUUUCACUUUCUUCUCGCCGGAAAACGCCUCCUUCGCAAAGGCUCUCGCCGGCGUCCUGACCCGGUCCGGGCACGAGAUCCCCGAUAAACUUGUUGAAUACAUUGACAACAACGCUCCCUCGCCGUCAUUCCGACGGAAUUUCGUGAAGAAGCCGACCAAUUUCCGUAUGAGUAGGGCGAGCGAUUGGAGACGGGAUUCGAGAUCUUUCCGUCCCUACUGAUUCCGCUGCGUAAGCAUCACAGGACAGCGAAGCUAACCGACUCAGAAGAGUUUGUGUAAAGUGGCCUUGUUCAUAUUUAGCUGAUAUUUAUGAGGUUCGAAAAUGAGCUCUGCACGGCAGGAUUUCAUCUGACCGAGUGAGAAAGUUGUCACGGAAGAAGACCUCGUCGUGAUGCCCUCGCUAUCCUGCAGCGGAUGACUUCCGGAAAUGUUUUGGAAAAACCAAAAAUCAUAUAUUUCGGAGGGAGUGGGUUCAUCCGGAAAUUUCUAUACUACGAAUAGGUAGUCGGAGAGCCUAGAAUAAAAGGCGAUUCUACAUUAGAGCGGAUAUUCCCUUACGCAGCCGAGUAGGAUAUACUGUGAAGAUCAAGAAAAAAAAAUGGUCAUCCAGGCGAACAUUGAACACUAAAAUAGUGAUUCU
Messenger RNA from Galendromus occidentalis (western predatory mite), 2070 nucleotides. RefSeq names its product ATP-dependent RNA helicase p62. The transcript is spliced from 9 exons. Gene Ontology annotation, molecular function: nucleic acid binding; ATP binding. The record is from RefSeq and is a predicted model, not a curated record. Bases 154 to 1650 code for a protein of 498 amino acids. Lineage: Eukaryota; Metazoa; Arthropoda; Arachnida; Mesostigmata; Phytoseiidae.